Molecule: messenger RNA, 5429 nt
Organism: Cydia splendana
Lineage: Eukaryota; Metazoa; Arthropoda; Insecta; Lepidoptera; Tortricidae
Gene: xmas
Exons: 10
Coding region: 186-5342 (1718 amino acids)
Biological process (GO): mRNA export from nucleus
Cellular component (GO): transcription export complex 2; nucleus; cytoplasm
Molecular function (GO): RNA binding
Source: RefSeq, a predicted model, not a curated record
GUUGAUUUAAAAAAAGACAUAUGUCGGACGUAUAACACGCUUCACUUGUUAUUGUGCUUCAAAAUAUCUGUAACAUUGUGUUCGUGGUUGUGUUUAAAUGUUGGAAGAAUUUCAAAAUAACCUGCUGGAAUCGCAAAUGUCCAGCAAUUCAUUUCAAAAAAACCUGAGGAAUAAAGGCUUCUGAUAUGGAGUCAACAACCCACAAGAAGUUAAAAAGUCCAAUUUUGAAAACAUCUCCAGGAACUGGGUUUAACCCGAAGACCUCCAUCUCAUGUUCUGAUGUUCCUGAAAGUCUCCUUGAACCGGCUGCAGCUAAGAAGCACUUCAGCAAGUUCGGUAAAGUGCAGAGAAUACGCCUGGUUACCAAGAAGCAAAUGUGCAUUGUUGAAUAUGACCAACCAUCUUCCAUGGAACGAGCGGUGCUUAAUGCUGGGGCGUAUGAUGGCUUUAUGUUUGAUGUCACUCGGUUCAAACCACGAGUAAGAAGGAAGAGUAAACGGGAGGAUGAUCCAGAUUGGGUGCCUGAUUCUGAUGUUGAGGAAGAACUCUCAGCCAUGGGAGGCGGACCCAGCUAUGUAACAAGGCAAAAUCGCAUGGAUGUCUUUCAAGAGGCAGGCACGCCCACUGUACUCUCAAGGGUAAUCACACAUUCACCUUCAAUUAAGGGAGAUUCACCUGUAAGGAAGGGUGAGUCACCAAUGAGAAAGGGUGUUUCACCCAUGAGGAAGAAAGCAUCUAUCCGUGAAAAACCAGUGACAAUGCAACCAAAAAGUGGCAUAGAGUCCCCAGUGAUUGUUACGACAACCCAGACAACCCUUAACACAACAGAAGCUGCUGCUGAACUGCAUCAAUUGCGGUACAAGGUUUCUUCAACCCCCGAUGAGCAGUGGAGGAUAUUGGAUGCUCGAGACAGAAUUUUGAGAGCAUGGGGUGGCGCAGGAGGUCGGAUAAAAGUCGGCGGAGCCACUAUAGGCACAUGUCCUGAUAUGUGCCCAGAAAAAGAACGCCUGCACAGGCAAGCAGAACAUCAGGUAAUGUCACUCGAAACCACUCCGGACUGCGACUACAAACUGGAGACAUGGCGAGCCGUCAAGCAGUACAGCCGGAGCUCCGCCGACCAGGAGAUCCCCAUGUGCUACGAGCUCAGGCCGGCCGUCGUGCUCGAACGGACCUGCGCUUAUCUGCUGUGUGAGAUCGCUGACACUACAAGACAAGUCACUCUCGCUGAUUGGUUCCACUUCAUGUGGGACCGUUUUCGUGGAAUACGAAAAGACAUAACGCAGCAGGCUCUAUGUUGUGCAGAGUCCAUCCGCUUGGUAGAGAUGUGCGCGCGCUUCCACGCGCACUGCGCGGCGCGGCUGGCCGACCUGGAGCACACGCAGUUCGACCAGAAGCUCAACACCGACAACCUCACCAAGUGCCUGCAGACGCUCAAGCACAUGUACGCCGACGUCGGCCCGGAGGACAAACCGAGGGAGGCGGAGUUCCGCGGCUACAUAGCGUUGCUCAACUUGGGAGAUGCCAAUUUUUGGUGGGAGAUAAAGCAGCUGCCAGUGGACAUACAAAAGUCUGGAGCCAUCACAUUUGCCAUGAAAGUAUUUAAUGCGUUGGAUAAUAACAACUACGUCCGGUUUUUCCGUCUUGUCAAAGAAGAAGCGUCAUACCUCCAGGCCUGUAUUCUUCUAAGGUACUUCAACGACGUUCGCGCCAGAGCUUUAGCUAGAAUAGUUAAGGCUUUCGCCCCGAGGGGUGGCUCGCGCUAUCCGGCUGAAGAGUUAAUGAAUGCCCUCGCGUUCGAAUCAGUUGAUAGAAUGAAAGCUUUUGUUAAUCAUUACGGUUUACGCUUUGCCAAAUAUGACGAGGAGUUGACAGUUAUACUCGACAGAAAUCAAUUUAUAGAAGACAGUGACCCCUUUCCAGUCGCGCGUGCCCCACACCUCAUUGAAUCAAAGAGACAAUGUAAAGUGGGCGCAGUUAUCGCGGGAGGACAAGUACCUGUUGUAGACUUUGGAAGAAAUCUUCCAUAUUCAAGCUUUAACAAGGACUGUACUCUUAAAGAGGAAGCUUUAACUGCUCAAGAUCAAGGAUAUAACACCAGCAACGACAGUAAUAAAGAUGUCCAAUCUCUAAGAGCAGAAAUUCAGCGCCUAGCACAAGGUGGCAGAAGUUACGCAAUCACAGAUAGAGGUUCAGAAACAAAGGCAAAUGUUUUUGCUAAGCCUGAAGUAAAACCGCAAAGUCCUGGAAAACCUUUAAAUUUCGGCAGUCCUCAAACCAACAACAAUAGCGGAAGCGGUAAAGCUUUGUUCUCGUUUAAACCGGCUAUACCAGUAGCUCCAGCAGAGAUUAUUAAUAACUCGCCUGAGAAAAGUCCCGGUUUUAUAUUUUCUAAACCCCAAGAAGAUAAUAACAAUUUGUUCAGUAUGCCCGCGGAACCUAGUGGAAAUAAGAAUAUUUUUGGAAAAGCUACUAAUGACACUAAUAAUCUUUUUAAAAGUGCCCAAAAUGCAUUUAAGGAGUCAAAACCCACUGGAACUGUAUUUCAAAAGCCAGAUGUCAAACCUUCUGUUUUUGGUCAAUUAGUUAACGAAAAUAAACAAGACAGAAAAAAGUUGUUUGAUGGGUCUGUAAGUAGCAACUUAUUUUUAAAGAAAGAUGAACCAAGUGCUGUAUUUGGUAACCAGAAUGUGUUAGGAAGUAAAAAUAUAUUUGCAAGUGCCAAAGAUAAUAUUUUUGCCAAGCCUGAUACUGCUGGACAAACUGUAAAAGGAAGUAUAUUUGGUAAACCUUCGAGUCAAACACCGUCAAGUGUAUUUGGUGCACUAAAUGCAAAGGAGAAAGAUGUUAAUAACACGAAAUCGUUAUUUACUGCUAAUGGAGAGUCUCAUGCUAUAUCACCUGGAAGUCUAUUUAAAAGCGCUGUGAAAACUGAACAGAACACAGACGAAAAAUCGUACACUAUAUUCCAAAGUAAAAAUAAAUUCAAUUCAGUAACUCAAAACCUAUUUACUUCAGCUAAUGAACACAAGAACGGCGAAGUAUUUGAUUUCAACGAUGAUGCUCAAAAACAACUUGAAGAACAAAGGCUCCAUGAACAAAAUAUGAAAGAAGAAGAAAUGAGAAGGUUAGAACAAAUACGAAAAGAAGAAGAAUUAAGGCAAGAAUUGAAAAGACAAGAGGAAAAGAGGCGCCAAGAAGAACUUAAAAGACAACAAGAUGAGUUACGGCGCAUUGAAGAAGAACGGAAAGAAAAAGAGCGUAAAGAAGAGGAGAAAAGAAAACAGGAAGAACUAAAGAGACGUUUAGAAGAAGAAGAAAGAAAAAGGGCGGAAGAAGCUAGAAUAGCUGAAUUAAAACGAAAGGCAGAAGAAGAACGAAAAUUUAAAUUAAGAGUUGAUGAAGAAUCCACUGAAAUAACAGAAGAACUUGCUGAUGAGGUCAACAAAGAAACUGUUAUAGAUAUGAUGAAAGAUGAAUUAAGAAAGCUAGAUGAUUUAAUGAAAUUUGCGGACGUUGUGACGGAAGAGAUUGUUACUGAAUUGUGUUCAGAGAUUUGUAAUAGCGAAAUGCUUGCAGAAAAUAUAUGGACGAAUAAAUUGAUGAAGAAAUGGUUUCACAUUUGGCGUAAAAAUUACAUUAGAAACAUAAAAAGGAGGAGUUUGUUAGAAGAUACACCAGUUUGGCUUACAAGUAGGACGCCAAUUCAAGAGGCAUCUUGUCUUAAACGUAUGGUUGAAAAUGCUACUUUAAAGAAUAUGAAUGCUAUCCACAAAGGUUACAAAUUUAGUGGAAAAUUACCACAGCUGCCAACACCUGAAACUCUCAAUCUGAUGGAAAUAAUCAGAUCUCCCCUUCUCAAGCGAAUGAAACAGAUACAUUAUUCGUACGACAAAGGAUUAUUUUGGAAAGUUACUUUAGUAUCUUCUAGUGCUCAAUUUAUGUGCCGAAAAAUCCAUGUUCAAGAUUGGAUAAGAGACUCCUUUAGCGAUAAAAAAGAACAUGAAGUAUCUAGCAGUCUAAUAUAUGUAGGCAAAGAAACCUGGAAUAAGUUAUUAGAUUUUGCAAUAUCUGUAAGUUUGACUGAAAAGGGUGGAAACAGCUGUAAUGAAGCCAUAGAGGGUAGCAAUGGUCUUAUUUUUUACGUCACUGAAAAAGAUGUUGACAUAAUAGCCACUAUUGAAGAUAUUUUAAAGACUAAAUAUCUGUACCAAAUUAUUCCAGUCGCAUUGAUAAUGCCCGAAAAACCGCAUCAUGAAUUAGAACUGUUUUUAUCACAAUGCAUUAAAAACAAGGUAAUCUCUGUUUAUAAAGUAUUUCUUGUGGAUCCAAAUAAUUUAUUUGAUUCACUGAGAAUGACCACAAAAAAUUCAUUAAAGUGGUUGGCUCGAAACUAUCCGCAUGUGCCCCCACUUGAAAUUGAUUAUGUCAAAUCUAUAUGUGAAAGAUAUCUCGGAAAUGAAAUAUGGUUUCAGUUAAGAAGAAUAAAAGACACUCGCUUAGAUGCAGUAAUGAAGGACUUGCCUAAACUAGUCCAAUGUUAUAAUAUUAGUGUGGAAAAAUUGGCUGAAGUUAUUACUGAAGAAGAUCUUUUCAACUACCCAUUGUUUCCAUUAGAGCUGAAAAAAUAUUUGAACUCUGAAACAUUAUACCCAAAACCUUAUGAAUUCAUUACAAGCAAUGCUGCUACUUCGGAAAAUGUAGCUACAGUCAAAAACAUGAUGAAACACUUAAAAUUGCCAACUCCAACAGGAGAGUAUCAGCCAGUUAGUGUCGACAAUAUGCAAGAGCAAAUUUAUACAUACUGCACCGAAAUCGGAUGGUUUCAACACCCAGAAAAGAGCACACGUGAAAUUACCUUAUUUCAACUAUCAGACAUUCUGAGAAUGCCCCAUGAAAAUUUCAAAGUGUACUUUGAACAAUUUGAUUUGGCAAGUUUCCUGAAUUUAAUAGUAUAUGAAAGAAUAUACAGUCUGAAAGACUUUGAUAACCGGUUUGCUAUAUAUGAGAAAUCAAAAUUAGUUGAGUUCCGCAAUGCCCAGUGGUUAUUUGAUUUGGAUAUGAUUUGUAGAUUAAAACACAAAGCAAUAGAAUAUGAAGAUGACGUAGACGAAUUUAUAAAUGUUAAGCGUCGUAAACUUGCUUUAGAAUCAGUUGAGUAUCUCAUGAUUGAAGAUAAAGAUAGUACUAUUGUAGAAGAGAGUAUCAGAGAAGUUGACGAAAAUAUCACAAAAUACACAGAUUGUAAAUACGAAGUUGACAAACUAGAGGAACAAAUUGAAGAAGAAAGAAAAAGGUCUAUGGAUCUGGAGAAGUUACUAAGAAACGCUUUGUUAGAUGCAUAGCAUCAAUGUUGUAUGUUGUAAUAUGAUGUUGUAGUUAUUUGACGUAAGUUAUUAUGAAAAUUGAUUAAAUGAAUUUGAUUUUGUAAA